AUGGGCUCGAUAACGGACUAUGCUUUCACAACGGACUAUGCUUUCACUGUCUAUCGUGGCACAUUCAUUCAAUCAAUUCUACCAGAUUUGGGUUCAAAGCCUGAAUUGUCUCGCAACCAAGGCGCGUUAUGGGUCUCCGCUGCUGAUGGCCGCAUCCAAGGCUGGGACUGGGAAGCUAGUGAUGAGAAUGGUUUCACCGAAUUGAUGAACCGGAGUGGAUGGGUUGAUAUUGAAGCUAUUGCGACCCAGGACCAAGUCAAUGGUCAUGAUUCGAAAAUUAGAGUUAAGAUUGUUACUGCGAGUGAGGAAGAAAACGAGUUCUUCUUCCCCGGUUUUAUUGACACACACAUUCAUGCCCCACAGUACCCUAACGCGGGCCUGUUCGGCUCAUCAACACUUCUAGACUGGCUAGAGACCUACACAUUCCCAGUAGAGUCACGGUUUGGGUCCCCACCAGACCCCAAAACAGGCCACCAGACCCAAACCGACCCCAAAGACACACCCCUCCUAGCCCAGCAAAUCUACGACCAAGUAAUCUCCCGCACUCUAUCCCACGGCACAACCUGCGCCUCCUAUUAUGCAACAACCCAUGUCCCAGCAACAAACGCCCUAUCAUCCCUCUGCCACAGCCGCGGCCAACGAGCCUUCAUCGGCCGCGCAUGCAUGGAUAACCCAGACUUCUGCGUAGACUACUACCGUGACUUCAGCGCUGAUGACUCAAUCGUCGCAACCCGCCAAACAAUCGAAUACAUCCACACCCUGGACCCGGACGGCAAGCUUGUCAAGCCAAUCAUCACACCGCGCUUUGCGCCUUCAUGCACGAGACCUGCACUGCAGAGCCUCGGCAAGUUAGCUGCAAGUUACUCGCCCCCGCUGCAUAUCCAGACGCAUAUCUCGGAGAAUAUCAACGAGCUCGCGCUCGUCAAAGAACUCUUCCCUGAGGCGGACAGUUAUGCCGCCGUCUAUGAUAAAUACAACCUCCUCACAUCACGCACAAUCCUCGCGCAUGCGGUUCAUCUCACCGCGGAUGAGCGGGCUUUGAUCCGCACGCGCGACGCGAAAGUCUCACACUGCCCGGCGUCGAACUCGGCGCUGGGGUCUGGGAUUUGUCCUGUUAGGACGCUGCUUGAUGAUGGUAUCACGGUUGGUCUGGGUACGGAUGUUAGUGGUGGGUAUAGUCCUAGUAUUCUUGAGGCGGCCAGACAGGCUUGUCUUUCCUCGAGGUUGUUAGGCCACUCGGCUGCAUGGCAAAAGGAUCAUCCUCAGGGUGAUGGAUGGGAGAAAUUGUCUGUUCCCGAGAGUCUUUACCUUGGUACACGCGGUGGCGCGGCAGUUGUUGACAUGGCGAGCGAUCUUGGUGGCUUUGAUAUGGGGAUGUUGUGGGAUGUGCAGUUGAUUCGGCUUGGUCGGGUUAAGCUGGUGGAGAAGAGUCCGCUGGAUGGUGUUGUUGAUGGUAGUGUGGAUCUUGUUAAGGCUGGUCCUGUCGGAAAUGUUGAUUUGUUCGGGACGGAGAGUUGGGAAGAGAAGAUCCAAAAGUGGGUUUGGAGUGGUGAUGAUCGGAAUGUGAAGGCUGUCUGGGUUGGGGGGAGGUUGGUUCAUUCAAGGGUUUGA
Molecule: messenger RNA, 1611 nt
Organism: Penicillium vulpinum
Lineage: Eukaryota; Fungi; Ascomycota; Eurotiomycetes; Eurotiales; Aspergillaceae
Exons: 2
Coding region: 1-1611 (536 amino acids)
Biological process (GO): guanine metabolic process
Cellular component (GO): cytosol
Molecular function (GO): zinc ion binding; guanine deaminase activity
Source: RefSeq, a predicted model, not a curated record